Molecule: messenger RNA, 3757 nt
Organism: Myripristis murdjan (pinecone soldierfish)
Lineage: Eukaryota; Metazoa; Chordata; Actinopteri; Holocentriformes; Holocentridae
Product: neuronal membrane glycoprotein M6-b-like
Exons: 7
Coding region: 358-1236 (292 amino acids)
Biological process (GO): axon development; central nervous system myelination
Cellular component (GO): plasma membrane; myelin sheath
Molecular function (GO): structural constituent of myelin sheath
Source: RefSeq, a predicted model, not a curated record
UCCUCGGCCAAAGUGGGAUUGCAAGUGACGUAGGGGCCAAAGCGUUAUCUGGCAUCGUUUGGGGGCCGCUAAUCUGCAUGUGCAAAAAUAAAUCCAAUCUGACAGCGCCUUUGCAUCUUGAAACGGGAUUGUUAAUAUAGAGGAAGAGAGUGCUAAGCUUUGACAGGGAGAGAGAGAGAGAGCGAGCGAGCGAGGGGGAGAGAGAGAGAGAGGGUGUGUGCGAGGCGAGAGAGAGAGAGAGAGAGAGAGAGAGAGAGAGAGAGAGAGAGAGAGAGGGAGAGAGAGAGAGCACCAAGUCACCAGGAUAUAGCAUCCAGAUAGGUACAAGUGCCACAAGGAGACUAUUUACCAAAAAAAAUGGAUGGGACAAAGCCGGCCAUGGAGUCCAACGCGGAGGAGACUCAAGACGAGGGACAAGAGAGCAAAGGAUGCUUUGAGUGCUGCAUCAAGUGUCUGGGUGGGGUGCCCUAUGCCUCCCUGGUGGCCACCAUCCUCUGCUUCUCGGGCGUGGCUCUAUUCUGCGGGUGCGGCCACGUAGCGCUGACCGGCACCCUGACCAUGCUGGAGAACCACUUCUCCAGGAUCACCAGCGACCACGCCACCCUCACCUUGGUGAUUCAAAUCCUUCAGUACAUCAUCUACGGCAUCGCCUCCUUCUUCUUUGUCUACGCCAUCGUUCUGCUGGCCGAGGGCUUCUACACCACCAGCGCCAUCAAGAAGGAGCUGCAGAGCGACUUCAAGACCACCGUCUGCGGACGCUGCAUCACCGCCUUCUUCAUGUUCCUGACCUACAUCCUGGCCUUGGCCUUCCUCGGCAUCUUCGGCUUCACGGCGAUCCCCGUGUUCCUCUUCUUCAACAUGUGGAACACCUGCGCUGCCAUGAGGUCUCCCACGGCCAACAUCACCUCGCCCGAGUCCAUCUGUGUGGACGUCAGGCAGUACGGUAUUAUUCCCUGGAACGCCACACCGGGGAAAGCUUGUGGAUCCACACUGGGAGACAUCUGUAACACCAGCGAGUUCUACUUGUCCUACCAUCUCUACAUCGUUGCGUUUGCCGGCGCUGGAGCUACUGUCAUUGCUUUGAUCCACUACCUGAUGAUCCUGGGUGCGAACUGGGCCUACCUGAAGGGCGCCGUCACCACGCACGAGUACCAGGACAUCAAGACCAAGGACGACCAGGACCUGGAGGCCGAGGCGCGCUCCAAGGAGGGCCAGAACUCCUCCUCCUACUCAUAAGGACAGACCAACCCCCCCUUCAGCCUUUUGCCCGUCUUCUCUCCACACCUUAACCCCCCUCGCACCUGAGCCCCUCCGCCACCUGAACCCUCCCUCCGUUUAAAAACAAACCACCUCCGUCAUGUUUGAUCGCCCCCUCCGACUCCCGAUCCUCCAUCCUCUUCCCCCGUUCGAGGUUUAGCGGCCCGGCGUGUGAGAGUGGUGGGUGCCGAGCGCCGACGCCGGGGGAGAGAAUCGAGGAUCAGGACGCGAUGGCAGGCCCAAGCGGAGGCAGAUGCUUCAGAGUGGACGAGUUCCCCCGGUCGGUCGAGCUCGGGUACAUCAGUCCUGAAGCGUCUCCUCCCCAUGCUUUUGGGCGGCGGCUCGUGAACGUGGCCCGGCUGUGAUGGCCGCGCGCCCUGAGCCAGCACAGCUCCCACCACAGAUCCUAACAGCCUAAAAAAAAAAACCACUAGUCCACUGUCUGCUGUGACCCCCAGGGAAGCCAGGCAGCAACCAACUUCCUCCUGGUUUUUUUUUUUUUUUUGGUGUUUUAUAUGCAUAUAUAUAUGAAUAUGAAUAUAUUGUGCGAAUGUGUACGAAUGUUGUUGUUUUUUUUAAUACUCUCUCUCUCUCAAAAGUAUGCCAGGUACUCUUACAAUCUCUUCUUUUUUUUCCGCGCUCACGUUUUUUCUCCUUUACUUCCUUUUUCUUCUCCAUCUUCUGUUGACUGGUACUUUUUAUUGGUAAUGCUCGAUACGUUGUUGCACUAUUUAAGUAAAAAAAAAAAAAUUUUUAAAAAGAAAGAAAAAAAGGGGGAGACUGACACAAUCCCCUUCCAAGACAAAGCACCCCAGCUUGCUCCUCUCUCCCCACCUCCCCCCAUAGAAAUAGCUCUCUUUUUAAAACUCCAGUAGUGUAAUACCCGAAUAACUCAAGGAUUUCUUGUCCGUUCCAACGAUCAGAAUCGAUCCACCGCGAUGUUGCUUCGGAGGCCAGAGGUGUAGCCGACUUUUCCGAGAACCCGAGACCUCCGUGGUUUUGCUACACUCAUCACCAGCGGCGCGAAAACAGCAGCAGAGAUCAAGGAUAAAUUGGUCUGGUCUUUCUAUGUGAAUUCCAUAAUCACCUCAGGUAUCAAACCAAAUGAUUAUUCUGAUUUUUAGCCAGUUUCUGUUGCAAAGCCACACGUUAGCUCGAGGCUCACCGUGCAAGCCAACCCCCGACCGACCCCCCCCCCCCCCCUGCCGAAUUUGGAGUUUCGAAACACCCUUUUCUUUUGCGAAUGAAGUUCACUUGUAAAUAGAUGGAUCACCCUAAAAGAUCUCGAGUUACACCUCUCCCAAAACGAGGAGACCACGCUCAAUGUUUUUGCCAUGCUCUUCUCUUUUUUUUUUUUUUUUCCACGAAUAUGUAAAUGUACCCUUUGGGAUAUGUGUUUAGCAUUCAAAUACUAGUUCUGCAUUUGAUAUAAUAAUUGUAAUGUAACAUCUUAAAUGAUAUGUCGUGAGAGGGAUACAGUGCAGUCAUGAUAUGAUAUGAUAUGAUAUGAUAUGAUAUGAUAGAUUGAGGUGCUUGAUGUGACGUAUACAUUUGAAAAUGUGAAAAAGAAAAAAAAAUGGAAAUUGAUUUUUAACGUUUUAUCAGUUUUAGGCAGCUGAGUUCUUCUUGUGAUUCAGUACUAAUAAUUUUACGGAAAACUUGUUUGCGCUUAUUUUACGACGGCCAGCCAAAUGAGUGACUCGACGACGCCAAAAGUUGAGGAAGUCACUUUUUUUUUUUUUUUUUUUUUUACUUUUUUUGUUUUCUUUUCUUUUUUCAUGCCUGUCAUAUGAGCCACAGAGACUGUUUUUGGAUGUUUACACUAUAUGAAUAAAAACAAGUCAGGAAUUUUCAUACAUUAAUUUUAUAAUCAGAUAUUGUUUAAUAAUCAUGAACUAUAUUCUAUAUUGAUCAUCACUGGUUAGUUUAACCCUCGAAAAACACUGAAGAUGACAAUUUUGAAACUUUCAUGAGAUAAGCAUGUCAGUAUCGUCCAUGUGUGCAGCUGUCUAUUCUGUAUAAAAAAGGACUAUAUUGCCAUGUGUGUUAUGUUUGAUAUACGUGCUUUGCCGCCAGGUUGAUGUAGGCAAACUUCAAUUUCCUAUAAGACGAUGCGUGUCAGGGUGUUGUUGUUUCCUCGUUAUUUGCAUGAAGGAGACAUGACUGUGUCUUUACAGUUUUUCAGGUGAUGUGUAGUCAAUUGUACUGACAACUAUGGUAGGCGGUGUUUGCCCCACCCCCUCCUCUUCCUCUUCCUCCUCCUCCUCUUCCUCCCUCCACUCUCCCUGCCCCCCCUCCUUUCUCCCUUCUCUCCUCCUCCCUCUCCCCUCCCCUCUCCACCCACUUUUCUAAAGAAAACUCCAUUGUACUUUGAUGGCAUUGUAGUCCCUGUAGGUGUUUCAUUAUGGUUUUAUUUUUUAAGUUGGAAAUAGUUCUAUGACUCCUAUAUAGUGAUUUUUGUAACCUUCUCUAGUAAAACCGAUAUUUUUUAUUAUCGUGA